AACGAAUGUCGAGCGAGAUUACGCGCCCAUUUUCGCGUACACGCAAAAUUCUACUUUUCCUUUCACUGUCUGAAUUAAUCGACAUUGGAUGUAAUUGUAAUUCUUGCUUUUCAAAGUAGAUCCAAAUCCUUUUUUGUUUCAUCGAUUAAUAAUCAGACGGUGGACCGCAAUGUGACGUUUCAAGCAAUUAUAAUAUCAUAUUGGCUGUGUAUGGAAGGAAUUCUAUUUCAGUCAUCUUUACCGAUUUUUUUCACAUAACCUACAAAUUAUUCGCACGUGAGACAGAGUGCACGAUGUUGAACGAAAGUGCGCGAAACACAGAUGACGCUACCGUUGACAGACGCCAUUCCCUACUCCAUCACCAGGCUCAGAAGGGCCCAAACAAUCUCGUCCCUUCGCCAUUAGACGUUCCGUUAUCUCAAUCGACUGGUAUACCUUUCCUGAACAAACAUGAGCGACGAGACACCAACAACCAAAGUUUCAAACGUUGCUCAAUCAAGUAGGAUGGAAAGGAGAACCCGCGCAGCUAAGAAGGCGGCUUCCUUGUUGGGUGACGGGGUUGAAACAUUCCUAAAAUUUUUCGAUCCAGAGAGAAGCGAACGUGAAAAACGAAAGCUAAAUCGACGGUUGUAUCCCGGGGCUAAAAAGCACGUCGUUUACGACGACAAAGGAAUAUAUUUUCAUACCGGGGAAGAUCUUUGUGAUUGUUUAGAACGAUCUUGCCCUGGCUGUCACUUCCCUUGUCCGAAAUGCAAGUCUACCAAAUGUGGGCACGAAUGCAGAUCAAAUAGAAAAUGGGCUUACGAAUCAAUUGAAAAUGAAGGAAGUGAUUUCGUUAUUAAAAAUCCUGUUUUGAACGAGUGAAUUAAUUUGAUUUUCGAAGUGACCAUGACACGAAUCAGUCAUUUUUUAUAGACAGGUAUUAUCAUUUAUGUCCAUACGGCGAUAUUUUUGUAUUAUCGGUUUAACUUGUGAGCAAUGCAAAGAUGACACGGAUACUUAUACUAUAACUAUAUCGAAAGAGUGAAUAAAUCAAACGUUACAGCGUAGCGAUGGAAAACUA
Athalia rosae (coleseed sawfly) is the source of this 1063-nucleotide messenger RNA. Its product is annotated as ARL14 effector protein-like. Lineage: Eukaryota; Metazoa; Arthropoda; Insecta; Hymenoptera; Athaliidae. The coding region runs from base 451 to 864 and encodes 137 amino acids. Gene Ontology annotation, cellular component: intracellular membrane-bounded organelle. The transcript is spliced from 3 exons. The record is from RefSeq and is a predicted model, not a curated record.